Molecule: messenger RNA, 627 nt
Organism: Mucor velutinosus
Lineage: Eukaryota; Fungi; Mucoromycota; Mucoromycetes; Mucorales; Mucoraceae
Product: bifunctional uridylate/adenylate kinase
Exons: 3
Coding region: 1-627 (208 amino acids)
Source: RefSeq, a predicted model, not a curated record
AUGGAUCCACUCAUAUUUUGGCUGGAGCAGGAGCCUACCAUCAACAGUGAAGACAAUUUGGUAUUCCUACCCGCGGAUACCCCUACUGAUAACACACUGAACAAAUACAACUAUCAAUUAAGCAAGAAAGGACAUGUCAGAAAACACAGGACAGUGAACAGACUAAGAGCAUAUGAAAUGGAAAAGAUUGCAAUGCGGCGAAGGACGCCCCAUGCGAGGGAUGCGAGAUCUCGUCCACUGGUCAAGCUGGAAGUCAUCAAGGGCGAGGAAUUUCUGAAUACCCACAAGGGCGAAUUAAUGGAGCUCUUCAAGAUGACCGAGAAAUACCAAAAGGGCGACAAAAUUGUCAACACUGCUACAUAUCGAGACUCUAAACUCUGCCUAGAAGAAUGGGAUCACAGUUAUGCAAGAGGAUUGCAAACGAAGAAUGCAGCUGUGAUAGAAGAGCACGAGAAGGAAUUCUACAGAUUAAGGAGCGAGAUUUACAAUAACGAGGUGAGAGAUCCUGGCCACCACUCACACACAGCAUCAUCUUCGUCAUCCUCUACUGUGCCUCCCCAUUCACCCACAAUGUCAGGCAGAGAUCCCCGAAGCUCCAUCACGGACUCUCGCAGACCACAACAGUAA